CUGCAGGCUACCUCUCAUAUUAUGGAGCAGUACUGCGAGGCCCUGGAGGAGCUGGGAGGGAUAAACCCCGCCUCCGACUCCGCCCUCUCCAUCCUGAGACACGCCCAGCGGCACGGCGAGGACCUUAGGGCCAGCGACCUCAUCGUAGGAUGUCCGAUUCCGGUGACGGAGCGCGGCGAUUUGGUGCGGCAGGGCGAGCUGACGGUGUGCGGGGGGGCUCGGAGGAAGCGUACUGGCGUGAGGAACGUCUUCCUCUACCAGCACGUCGUCAUCUUCACCAAACAGAAGAGCGCCGGCCCGGGACGCACCGCCUUCAGCUGCAAGCACAGCAUCAAGACCGGGGAGAUGGGUCUGACUCAGAGCGUGGGGGGGGACGGGCUGAAGUUUGAAGUGUGGGUGCGUCAGGCUCCUCGAACCAAAGACUGCAUCACGCUGCAGGCCAAGGACAGGGAAGGAAAAGUGGCCUGGACUCAAGACAUCGCCCACCUGCUGUGGACUCACGCCAUCAACAACACAGAGUUGUGUCUGAAGGAGUCGCUCUGCAUGGGGAUUUCCAGUAAGCUGCUGCUGGACGCGACAGGAACUCCUGGAUCUGAACUGGACUCCAUCUACAGUCUCAAUGACAGAGUCCACAGUAGCUGCUCAGACUCCUCCUCUGUGGGCAGUCAGAAGGAGGGGGGGUCCCCGGCGUCUGGGAGGGACCCCAGGAGAAGCUCCGGAUCAACAAGUUGCUCCCAGAGCCACUCUCCCUCUACAGCUGUGUAACUGUCUUCUCAAUAAGAAAACUGGACACUUGAAGAUUUGAAUCAUCUCUAUUCCACCUCGGGGAAGCCAAACUGGACUUCGCGGAGCAAGAAGACAAAAGAGAGACCCUCAGACUCUAUUUGAACUUCUCCCACAUGCUCUCCUUCCCUUCUCCCCCCUUCACCUCCUUCAAAGUAAUAAAAGGCCAGCAGAUUAGCUGGACGACCGCUGCACUGCCACAUUCUCUAAUAAGCAGAGGAAGAAAGAAAAGCUGCCUCCCGAAAAAGCAUCAACGCUGCCCUGUCUAAACCAUGACGAGCACCAGCAGGGCUCUACCCGCUCCGCCAUUUUGGAUCUGCCAGCCUCAGUUGCUGGCAGAGUCAUUGACACCAAAGGCACUUCAGCCACACAGUGCGGCCAUUGUCUGCCCCGCGGCUCCCCACUAGGCCAAACCACUUGGUCUGAACCACUGACUGCCUGGCUGGCUGACUGUACGCAUCACAUGCUCCAGAAUCUGAUAAUAAACAGGAAGUAAUAUGCGGGGCGUAAAUCCACCGUAGGAUUGCAGAUUUAGAAUGUAUGUACUCUGUCAUUUUCAUAACGCUGAAUGGAGUACUGUUUUUGUUCUCCCCCCCUCUUGCCUGUGGAAAAAUGUGUGGCAUAGGCUAGGUGUGAUUGCAUCUAUGUAAAUGAGGCAGGGGUGGUGUGAGCACACGUACACACAAACACACACAAAGAGUGUCCGUCAACACAUGCAGUCACUCUUAUUGUUGUAAGACAGUGGAGGCUCUAUUCACAUGCUCACACACACUCACUGGCCGAUUUAGAGCCUGGUACAGUGGCUAAAUAAACAUCUGAUCACAUACAGGAAGCAUUGCCUCGAUAAUCAACGCCUUAUAGGAUCAUAUCCGACUGUUUCUUUAAGCUAAAGAUGUAUUAACAGUGGCAACAACUGGUAUUUAAUCUUCUUAAAAGUAUAACUUAUGUCAGCUACUUGAGCUUGUUGGUGCCUUAUAGUGUACUGAUGAUGAGUUAUAUGCAUUUUGUUUUAUAUUCUAUGUGCCAAAGGUAUAAAAUGGGUGUCUGUGCAAUGUUGUUUUGUGUACAAAGAGGUAUUGUUGUUACAUUUGGUUUGCUCUUUCCGGAUCUCCAUAAAAUGGUAGAUCUGUUUAAUUUGAUUUAUUCCGGUGUUGCUGGUUUUUUUGCUUGCGGCAAAGAGGUAACUUACUCAAAACGAGCUUCUAGGUUGAGGUUCCAAGAAAAAAAAGGCCGUCUUCUCAUUGUCACUCUUAAGCUGAAAGGAUUGCUUUAUUUAACAUUUUUAAAUAAAUAGUUUGACAGAUUGGGAAAUGUGUAAUUUAGCUGUCUUGCCAGGAGGUAGAUGAAAAGAUGGAUACCAAUCUUCAAUGUCUGUGUGUAACAUAGGAAGCCUUUGCAAACAGAGUUAGCUUAGCUUAGCUUAGCAUAAAUAUUGAAAAACAGCUAGCUUGCCAAAAGAUAACAACAAGUACAUACCUGCACCUUUUUAAUCGUAUAAGAUAUAACAUGUUAAGCCUAAAAGGGUGCCAAUAGGUGGAUUUGUUACCUAAAGAUAGUAGCUGUUUUGGCUAGCUUACUCUUUGUGCUAAGCUAAGCUAUCUCACUGCUGUAAGUAGCUUCAUAUGGCCUGUAGAAAUAAGAGUGUUAUCAGUCUUGUCAUCUAGUUCUUGCUAAGAAAAGCUAAUAAGGGUAUUUCCUGAAAUGUUACACUUUUCCUUAAUCUCCCAGAAGUAAUGGCUUAUUAAAAUAACUUCCACUCACGGGACAGACACUACUUCUCUGCUAAACACACUCAUGGGUACAUUUGAGUAGAAACAUGUAACACUGCUGAGUUGUACUCAAACUCACAAAACUACAAUUAUAGUGAAGAUCCCAUAUAUAUUACAUUAGUGAUUUAAAUCUACAAAAUAAUGCCCAGCAUAUCUGGAAAUUCUCAUUUCAUUGUCAUGUUAUGAUGCUGACGAAACCAAAGAUAUGAAUAUUUCAUACGACAGUGUAGUUCAUAUUGUAUGACAGCAAGCAUGCAGUCAGUAAAACCAAUCAUCAUCCACUCACUGGUUUGAUUUGAUCACUAUCAGACAAUAUCACGCUUAAGGUACAAUAUGAAACCAUCAGGUAGUGAGAGAUCCAGCAGCAGCGGGAGGUCAAGCUCACGUCUGCAGACGGCCGCGGUUAUCAGGUUUAGCACGUUUCAUAUCUGCAUUCAAAUUCAGAAAUUGCAAAUGGCUAUUGAGCCGUUUCUGAAUCAAUAUGUAAUUUGUUGGCUUGGAGAAGGCCCUCGUACACCUCGUAGCCUUUAGCUGUUUGGUACAUUGCGUUAUAUUGGAAGCGAUGUAAUGAACACCAUCUUUCAUUCUUACUGCAGUAUAGAUUGUCACAUGCAAAAUCCUCUACUUUUGUAUGCCGUGCAAGGCAGUAUUAAUGUAGAAACAUUGUGCUCUCUUUCUACCCUCACACUCUGCCUAGUGUUUACAUUUUUUUAAAGGAAUGUGGAAUGUUGCAAACGCAUGUUAUGCUUACUUGAUAUUUGUACUGUUUUUGUACUUUUCUGUGUUGAAUUAAAACUAGAUGCAAGUUUGAAA
Molecule: messenger RNA, 3365 nt
Organism: Notothenia coriiceps (black rockcod)
Lineage: Eukaryota; Metazoa; Chordata; Actinopteri; Perciformes; Nototheniidae
Gene: arhgef40
Product: Rho guanine nucleotide exchange factor (GEF) 40
Exons: 10
Coding region: 22-765 (247 amino acids)
Source: RefSeq, a predicted model, not a curated record